This is a messenger RNA of Lotus japonicus, 1138 nucleotides long. RefSeq lists its product as uncharacterized. The transcript has 3 exons. NCBI's taxonomy places the organism in Eukaryota, Viridiplantae, Streptophyta, Magnoliopsida, Fabales, Fabaceae. The record is from RefSeq and is a predicted model, not a curated record. Bases 161 to 607 code for a protein of 148 amino acids.
UUGCCAUACUCCUUUCUUAUAAAACAUCUUUCCAAUGAGAUGAAAAACACUUUACUUUGAAUUCAUAUCAAGAGUUGAAUACUAAUUGGCAGUGUCCGAUUUAGUUUAGGGCUCUUUAGUUUAUUCGAUAAGAUCAAAUUGAAAAGGAAGGGAAGCAGCAAUGGAAGAUGGAGAAGAAGCCUCCAAUCCCAUUCCCAAUCCAGUGAGUGAAAGUGAAGCAGAAGAAACCACAAUCUCAAUCUCAAUCUCAGAUGGUGGUAGCAGCUUCAAUCAGAAUGAGAUAUUCAGAGCGAUUGAGAUCGUGGAACGAGACUCGUUCGCCAUCGCUCAGAGUUUCACUUCUCUCUUCGCUUCACUUCGCUUGGCACUCUCCCAAUCCACCACCACCUCUCUCCACCACAUCAAUUCCUUCACCCAUGCUUCCGCUCGCCUUCAGGAAUCAGUGCUUGAUGCUGCUACCAAGGGGAAUCGCUAUAUCAAUUCAUGUCUCAGAUUGAAUGAGGAGAUGAAGAACAUUGAUGGUCUUGCGUCCCAACUAAAAAUUCUGCGAAGGCAUGUGGAUGUUCUGGACUCUGCUGUUAACAAGCUUGUUCAUGAUGCCUCAUGACACUUGGAUUCAGUCCUGUAGUAGAAGGUUUGCUUCUCUAUAUCCCAUAACAAGCUCUUAAAUGAACAGCUUGAAAAGUUUAUCUGUCUAUGUAGGUGUGGUUUCAUGGAUUGUGCUGAGAUAGUAAUGUGCAAACAAAGCCCCAGUUUAUUUAUUUUUUCAAUUCACUUUGGGCAGGUGAUUGAGGGGGGUUAUAGAACUAGUGAGGUUUCCUUUUGUGUUCAGUAUAUAAGUGUUAUAAAGUGUUUGCUGGUUGUUCCCUAGUGUCCGUCACAAGAUUUUUAUGGCGGACUGUUUGAUUGAAGUUUUAGAUGUUGUUGAUUUAUUUCGCCUUUAUCAUGAUUGCUGCUGCUUGCUAGUGCUGUUGCUAGUUGUUUGGAUACAUAGUUCUUGACAAAAUAUGUCUAAAGAUUUCUUAGUGGUAAGCUAUGACAAUUGUAUACCUAUUAAAGCAGCUAAAGAAUAUUUGAAAUGAGUUUGAACAGAAGGAAAGAAUGUUGAUAAAUGAAUUCCAAUUUGUUGACUAAGUAA